AGACAGGUGGUCACUAUAAGUAAAUCCUAAUAAGAGUGUAGUGAUGCAGUUAAAUAACUCAGAUGAAUCGUAUGACUAUACACUACGUGGAUUCGUGCUACCCAAAGCAAGAAACCAUAAAGACUUAGGAGUUAUAUUAAGCAAUGAUCUCAAAACGACUAGUCACUGUAAGGCUGCUGCUGCAAAAGGCUAUAGGGUAUUAUGGUCAAUUCGUAGGUCUUUCCAGUAUUUAGAUGAUGAAAUGUUUGGAUUACUAGACCCGAUUUAUGUGCGACCACAUUUAGAAUACGGGAUUCAAGCAGCGAGUCCUUGUUUCAAAUAUGAAGCAGAUAUGCUGGAAAGAGUCCAACGACGAGCUACUAAGAUGGUACAAGGUCUAGCUGGCCUAUCUUAUGAAGACAGACUGAGACACCUUAACUUAUUUCCGUUAUCUUACCGUAGAGUACGGGGUGAUCUAAUAUUGGCUUAUCGUAUACUGAACGAUGACCUUGGUAUUAACAUGUCUUAUCUUUUGCUUCCGUCUAGAACCGAUCAUUUGAGAGGACAUUCGAAGAAAGUUCAAAAACCGAGGUCAAACCGUUUACGUCUGGAGUUCCGUUUCUCGCACCGAGUAGUGAAUUACUGGAAUUCCCUACCGGAACACGUAAUAUCAGCACCGUCUGUUAAUAUAUUCAAAACGAGAUUGGACCUCCACAGUAUUACAAACUGCAAGGAUUAAUAUAGGUCGACAGACCUCCUAUCCUUAUUACUGAAGACUGAAGACUAAUGAAUUGGUCUGUAUCUUAGAUGUGUGGUGGUGGGAUAACAUUGGGUGAUGCUGUCCCAAUGUAGCCAGUGAACAAGAAUACGUUUACAGGGCCUUUGUUCCCCCAGAACCCUAUAGUCCAUUGCACUAUUGGUAUCGAAUCAUGGCUUACCAACAAUCCGGGUAGGAACGUCGGUGCAUGCCGACUUGAUUUAACUGUCCUCAACAUUUCGUAAACAGCUUUCACACUGCUAGAAGGCAGUUGAUAAAACUUUCCUCCCAGUGGUAUAUAUGUAAACUUCAUUUUUGUAUUCUCACAUGCAAAUACGAGGAAAAUUUCUCCAUGUCUUUCUUUCUCGUGACUAGGUCUCUGUAUUUCUUCAGUAUAUACUGCCUCAUUUGCUGUUGUCUGCAUUUUGUAAAUCGAUUUUCAUUUUUAAGAGUCACUACUUUUAUUAUCAUUAGAUCGUCUAUAAAUUUUGAAUUCUAACUCUUUCCCGGAUAUUCUUGGAUCUUUGUAUAAUCAUUAUGUGAUUGCUCUACUUAAAAUAGUUUUUAUGGCACUCACCAUGGUAGAUUGACAUACUUUGGUUAAUGCCUUGUGACCCGAUAGCUUCUUUCUCGUGAGACCGACUUUUAAACACGUUUCAUGUUUCACCUGUGGAAGUUUGUGAUUAUACACGGGUCCUUAAAUAUACUUUCUG
This is a messenger RNA of Schistosoma curassoni, 1449 nucleotides long. The record is from the annotation of a GenBank genome assembly. Lineage: Eukaryota; Metazoa; Platyhelminthes; Trematoda; Strigeidida; Schistosomatidae.